This is a messenger RNA of Strongylus vulgaris, 527 nucleotides long. The record is from the annotation of a GenBank genome assembly. Lineage: Eukaryota; Metazoa; Nematoda; Chromadorea; Rhabditida; Strongylidae.
CUGAUACAAUCCUUUUCAGCAUAUAUCUACGCCCUCUAUCAUUCCGGUAACUACGACCGAUUAUUUGAAGUUAUUGGCCGCUCGCGAUUUGAUGAGCGAUACUACAAGGAGCUGCAAGAAAUCUGGUAUAAAGCCAGAUACAAAGAAAACGAAUCCAAACGAGGCAAGGAGCUCGGUGCUGUUGAAAAAUAUCGUCUUCGAAGGAAAUAUCCACCUCCGCGUAGUAUUUGGGAUGGUCAGGAGACAAUCUAUUCUUUCAAAGAAAAUAGCAGAAAGUAUUUGAAGCAAUUUUACAAGCAAAAUCAAUACCCAACAUUGGAUCAAAAGAAAGAAAUCUCUAGAGCGACUGAUCUCGAGAUUGUUCAGAUUUCCAACUGGUUCAAAAAUCGCCGUCAGAGGGACAAAACGCGACUGGAAUGUGCACAUUAUAGUCGCCCACAAAUGAUGCAGCUACAAACACUUGCCUAUUCGAACCUUCCAUUAAAUAUGAACAUUAAUAUGCCCUAUUCAUGCAAAACAGAAUAAUU